This is a messenger RNA of Arctia plantaginis, 4527 nucleotides long. Lineage: Eukaryota; Metazoa; Arthropoda; Insecta; Lepidoptera; Erebidae. The record is from the annotation of a GenBank genome assembly.
AUGCACACGAUCAGUGUACAACAACCCAUUAAUUUAAAAGUUGUGAGAUUCGAACUGGAUUUCACUUCGCUGGUGAAUGAAAAGCCUAUCUUGGAGAAAAGGUCGAAGAAAAUUAGGAUACCAAGAAUCAACAACAAAAAGCAAUCUGCGAUACCGUCUCCACCACCUAUACAUGAUACUUCACAGAAAAGAGAUGUUAAAGAUCUGGUCGAAGAAUUGCUUGACGAGCUGUAUGCAGAGCAACGUGAUUGGGGCAAUCAAAGUGCAAUCGACGGUAGCCGGGGGUCCACAUCAGUGCAAUCGCUAACAUCAUGCCAGUCAAAUUGUGGGGAAAAACCAGAAGCCAUUGAACGAAGCUACUUAGAGGUUUUAGAUAGAGACGAACUAUGGCAACAAAAAGUCGAAUGGGAAGAAAGAUUGCAAGAGACCGGUGAACGCCUCGCAAAGUACGUCCGUUCUCGAGACAGACUUCGGCGUCAGCAGAAGAGGCUUUGCGCAGCCUUCACGGUCUUAUUACGCCACAUUUCUGGUGAAAGUGGUGCUCGUUUCGGUGUAACGCCAGGUGUGGGAGAAGGGCCCGGCGAGGGUGGGUACGCCGAGUGGCUGCAUGCGAUGCGGUUGGUUGCUCGCCUCCCCGCCGGAGUACCACAACAUUUCCGCAAAAAGCUAUGGCUCACAUUAUCAAACCGUCAUCUUACCGCAAGAGACAUCGACUGGACAUCAGCAGAACGGGCAUGCUUUAGAGGCACCGCACAACCUGAUGAUACGGAAUUGGGCUCUCAAAUACUUAAAGAUUUACACCGUACUGGCUGUUCACUAUUCUGCGGGACUGAAGGUCGAGAAAAUCAGGCAAUGCUUCGCAGGGUACUACUAGCUUAUGCACGGUGGAACAAGGAUGUUGGUUACUGUCAAGGUUUUAAUAUGUUGGCUGCAAUAAUACUAGAAGUUAUGGAUAAGUCAGAAUCAGAGUCAUUGAAGGUCAUGAUAUACUUAGUAGAAGCCGUGCUACCCGAAGGUUAUUUUGCAGAUGAUCUUCGAGGCUUAUCCGCUGAUAUGGCCGCAUUCAGAGAUCUACUCCGGUUGCGUUUGCCUCGCUUAGCUCAGCAUAUGGACUAUUUACAAAGAAUUUCUGAUGGUGGUGGUAUUGAACCUCCUCUACCUGAUGUGUUCACAAUGCAAUGGUUUCUGACUCUUUAUGCAACUUGGUUACCUCGAGAAUCUCUCUUACGGAUAUGGGAUCUAGUUCUGCUCGAUGGAAAUGAAGUGUUACUUCUUACUGCACUGGCAAUAUGGGAUAUGCUUCAGGACCGUAUUCUAUCAGCACGUUCAGCGGACGAGUUCUACAGCUGUAUGGGCGGUGGUGCAGGUGCAGUCUGGGAAGCAGGGGACUCCCUAGUGGCAAGGGUGGUCUCGUUUGGCUCCGCCCCUGAACUGCCUAGAUUACGCAGUCUGCAUCGAUACCGGGUAGCACCACCUGCGCCACCGACCUCAGCCCCGAUAUAUCAUCCGCCAUUACAUUCUGCAGUGCAGUCAAUGACGAAACGCGGUCUGAGACUGUUUUAUUCAGAAGACGAAGGAGACUCUAGUGACGACGGAAACAAAAUGGCCCUGGCAACUGUGAUGCCACGGCGGGAAGAGAGACUAGCUGCCGGUGAUCGGCUUUCUUUAGACAUUGGAGCACUAAAGCGUCAAUAUGCUCGUCUUCGGGAGCGGCAAAGGCAGGCUCAUGUAAUUUUAGCCGCGGCUUGUGCCCGACAGGCUGCAGUUGGCGUAUCUACCUCACCAACAUCACUUACAGUAAACAAUCUUCUAUUAGGGAAAAGUGCUAUUGUAAGUUCUAGAGGGCGACGACUUGGACCACCUCCUGGGGCCGUACCACCUUCUAGACAAACUCCAAUUCUUGAAAAAAUAGAACCUCUAGCGCAAAGUCAAGCUAAUGAAACUAUUAGUUGGACAGAAGAGAAAACUCGAAAAUCGCUAAGUAGACGGAAUUCUGUUAAAUGGAAAGAUAUUAAAAAAGAUCAAUCGAAGCAUAAAGAAAGAAAACCGUCAAUUGACUUGGAUGAAGCUGGCGAUGGUACAAUCGUUUCUGAGCUUGAAGCUAGAGAAAUAGUUGCUUCAGUAAGGUCGCGUAGCUCGAGUGAAACAUCCUCCUAUUCUUCACAUAGUGGAUCCAGUACGGAUACUAGUCUCUGUGAUGAAAAUGAACGAGGAAGUGACUCUGAUCCCGAGUUGCCAGAAGAUAAAGGAAAAAACAACUCGAGUAGCAAAUUCAUAUUAUCGCCCAUGAUGAAGGAGAGCAAAAUCGCCAGUUCACCUAUUCUAAAACAAUCUUCAAUAGCCCAAACACCUGCAAGAGAAAUAAAAUUUAAUCCUGCAGAAAAACCUAUUGCUAAAGAUAUAGCCGACUAUUUAGACUCUGCUGCUGGAGAACCUUUAAGAACAUAUAUUGAUGGGUUUGAAAUAAAAUUAAACGUUAGCCAAGCUGUUAGUAGUGAAAAUAAAUUUAAACUAACAAGUUUACCAACUCGUUCCCCCGAAUUAACUUCCGAAAGAAAUGAAGUACUUCAAAGAUUAAAUAGUACUAACUAUGAGGAAAUGUCUAGAAGUAGAGAAAUAAUAAGGCCUACAAGUUUUACAAAAUCUCCUAAAAACUUUACUGAUCUUAGCCCAAUUGACUUAUCACCGUGUCACUGCACUAUUGCCCAUAAAUCUCCAUACGAUUACAAUUUUGAUACCAACUUCAAACGACCUUCUACACAUGAACCAACAUUUAGACCACCAGAUAUUAUCGAUAGCUUCACUAUGUAUCCAAAUUUUGUGCCUGAUAUAGACUUAUCGGAUAAAAAUAUAUCUGACAUUGAAAGCCCUUCGAGAAGUCCUGGUGAUGAAAGUAUUAUAGUGAGCGAAGAUGAACCACCGAUACCUUUGAAAAUAGACAAGUACUUUGAGCACAGUCCGGAAUUCUUUGGAGCUAGAGUCACAGACCCAAACAGUAUAGAUAUUCCUAAUCGAAGAGCAACUAAAAGACUUUCACGACUACCGAAGAAGCCAGAUUCACUAACGUUACAGAGUAGUAACAACGACAAACUUUUAAAAGAUGAAGCUGAAAGAGCAUUAUCGUUACCACAAAAUCAUAGCUUUGGAAAAAAAAGUGAUGAAGACGAAGACGAAGAGAUAUACGAAGAUAUACAAGAUAUAGUUAGUGGUAUGAAAACAAAAACACCUGAAGAUAGAAAGGAAUUUAAGGAAAUAUUCUCUCCGAAAGACUAUAUUUUGCAAACUGGGCGUAAAAACAGUGAAAGAGCUUUACAAAUAAUUCAGGAGAACUCAAAAAUUUUAAGCAGAAUAUUGACAAAACAAAACAUUAUAGACACAAAAAGCCCCGCAACUGCAUACCAAUUGACUAAGAGUGAUGAAAACGUGUUGGAAACUCGACGAAGUAGUUACAUUAAAACCGUACCAGAAAAAACUGUUGAAAGUAAUCUAAAAGAUUCACCAUUAUUAAAAGAAUCUACUUCAGACUCAUUGAUUGGGUACAGAAAACGCUUCAAUAAUUAUGGUGCAGCUGAAAAUAAUGAUUUCAUACGAAUAAGACCUAUUUCUAUCGAUGAUCCUUUUUCCUUAGAAGUUCGUAGCACCAUGAUUAAAACAGAUGACUUUUUAUUAAAAAAUACUAAAAGUCCUAGCAGUGAAUGUAUCGGUAAUAAAACUGAUCAUUAUGGUUGGGAAAACAAAGGAUUCCUAGCUAAAAGUUUAUUGGAAAAAUCAGAAAACUUAAAUUUUUCUGAGUUUGAUUACCGAAGAAAACCUAGUGAUUUAACAAGUGAUUUGACUAAUAAGGAAGUGAAACCUUUAACGCCAUCGGAGUGGACCCAGACGCGUCACUCAUAUUCAGAUGAAUCGAAACCAUCAGUUACAUUGCCAUCUUCCGAACCAAAGAACACAUCUACAUAUGAACAACGAUUCACUUCUGAUGAAUGUAAUUACCCAUUGUCAAGUAAAUAUAACGACUUUGUGUUAUCUAAAGCUAGUGAUAUAUGCAGCAAAACAGUUAAUCAAGGACCGAAAAUUUGUGAAAAUUUAUCGAAGACUGAUAACAGCCAAGUUAGUGACUUUGCUCAUCUCGUGACUUCCUCUAUUAGUUUUACAUAUGAACAAUCUACUGAGGAUGAUUCCCCGAUUGGAGCAAAGAGUAAUUCUAGUGAUACUCUGUGUCAAAUAACUUCAUUAGAUCAGGUGUCAACUCCAAUUUCGCCGAAAAUAUUUCCAAAUAGGGAAACGCCUACGCUACCCAAAGACUAUUCAGAAAAUAGUGCCAGAACUAAAGUAGAGUCUGACGACACAAUUAGCGCUAUCACUUCGCUCAUCGAGACCGAUACUCUAUCCUCAUUGUCUUAUCCUCGUAGUCCAUCGACGGGCUCUUACCAUCCGUUUCCCACUCGCCCUGCCCUCCGUAUGCCGAAAGAACUAGGAGUAAGACUGGGUAUGUAUCCAAAAGAUGGUAUCAGCUCCCCGCCCAAAUAA